CCACCGCCAGCUAGCAGUGCGUUUCUACCAGCAGAUAGAAAACUGGUCAGGGCUUUUGUUCUUCACUUAGCUAAAACCAAUCUUUCGGUUGGAUUUUUGUUUCUUUCACAGGCUAUAUUUUUGGCGUGCCGUUCUGAUCUUUAUCUCAAAAUUGCUGUAUCCUUUAUCAGAUACACCCGCAUCUUAUACUUCUGUUAGUGGCUAGCUAGCAAGCUAGCUAGCAUUUUUUUCUGUUUCCCCAGUGUUUCUACUUUUUUUUCCCUGAUAAGGUUUUUAACUGACCAAGAUAGGCGGCUCGGGCACUAAGAUGUCGAACCGAGUGGUGUGCAGAGAAGCAAGUCAUGCCGGCAGCUGGUACACCGCCUCAGGAUCCCAGCUGAAUGCACAGUUAGAAGGCUGGCUGUCUCAAGCACCGUCCUCAAUAGGACCUGCAAGAGCCAUCAUAGCACCGCAUGCCGGGUACACCUACUGUGGAGCGUGUGCCGCUCACGCCUACAAGCAGGUGGAUCCAGCCAUCACGCAGAGGGUGUUCAUUCUGGGCCCGUCCCACCAUGUCCCCUUGUCCCGCUGUGCCCUCUCACAGGCCGAGAUCUACAGAACACCGCUGUACGACCUGAGAAUUGACCAGAAGGUUUAUGCUGACCUCUGGAAAACUGGGAUGUUUGAACGGAUGACUCUGCAGACAGAUGAGGAUGAGCACAGCAUUGAGAUGCACUUGCCUUACACUGCAAAAGCCAUGGAGAGCCAUAAAGAUGAUUUUUCCAUCGUUCCGGUGCUGGUGGGAGCCUUGAGCGAGUCGAAAGAGCAGGAGUAUGGGAAGCUCCUCAGUAAAUACCUGGCUGACCCCUCAAACCUCUUUGUGAUUUCAUCCGACUUCUGCCAUUGGGGGCAACGAUUCCGCUACACAUACUACGACGAGACCCAAGGGGAGAUCUAUAGAUCCAUCGAGCACCUCGAUAAAAUGGGCAUGGGCAUCAUAGAACAGCUGGAUCCUAUAUCCUUUAGUAACUACUUGAAGAAAUACCACAACACAAUUUGUGGACGUCAUCCCAUUGGAGUGCUGCUAAAUGCCGUUGCUGAGCUGAAGAAGAACGGGGUAGAAAUGAACUUCACUUUCCUGAACUAUGCCCAGUCGAGCCAGUGCAGGAACUGGCAGGACAGCUCCGUGAGUUACGCGGCCGGGGCUCUGAUCGUCCACUGAGCCCCUCCCUCUGCCCCUGUCGUCUCAGGAAGCCCCUCCCCCCUCCUCACGCCCCGCCCUGGGACUGGACCUGAAGCCCUUCUGCAGGAACGACUGGGACAGUCUGAAGCGCUUGAGUAUCGUCGACUUGCAGCAACAGUUUUACAGUGCGUUAGAGAAAAUUCACCCCCUACCUGUUCUGAAUGAGCUUCAGACCUGAUGGGAAAAGGUAUAUUUAGAAGUUAAGUUACAGUUUGUGGUGCCACGGGGCAGUGGUUUGAUUUUUUUUUAGGGGUUUUUUUUUUUUUUUUUACUUGGAGCUAGGUGGAGAGGGGCAUACAUGGACUUCACAGUCCUUGUUUUCCUGAGCAACACAUUUUGAAAUGAAUAAAAAGAAAGUAAGUCUGAAAACAUUUUAUCUUUACAUCUGCACUCUUUGCAGCCCUGUGCACAUGUAAUUGCUUCAAGAAAAAAGGAAGACAUUAAAAAGAUGAGUUCUGCUGGAUAUAAAUGGAAACAAACACAAGAAGCUUACUUUAAUUAAUGAUUCCUGACAAGAAAGAAAAUUAGUAGUAUACUGACUGCUACUGUAUCCGAUUGCAACCUGAGAACAGCAGUAUAGGUAGCUACUGCCAACAUUGUACAACUUUGGCCUACAGUUGUAGUUUGCUAAUAAAGGGCUUCACACAACAAAGUCCACUAACAUUCUGCUGUUAGAUCUAUACCAAAACCAAAAAACUCCUGUUUUCUAAUGUUAUUCUUAUUAGCCAUUUAAAAUGCAAUUUCUGCCUCUUCCUUAUUUCUUCUCCUCUCGUUCCUCCCUUUCUUUUCUAUGGUUUUUGUUGUUAAUCUGCAGGUUUUAAGUUUACCCAAAAGCAAUUGGUAGCACAUUUUUAGCACAUGCAUAAAGAUUUGCUCUAACCCUUUUCAGUGUAAAAGUAGGUUUGUGACUGUGUAGCUGUUUGCAUUUGCCCGGGUAACAUGUGAGAGGGAGAUCUCUGGAAAAUUUUAAAUUUGUUGUUCUGUGAUAUGGAUUCAAGUAUUUGCAUGUAAGUUUGAGCAUACACAAUCACAUUGUGAGCAUUAAACCCAAGCCCCUUCUCCAUCAGUUGGCCUUAGUACCAGUCGGAGCUUUUUAUUAGACCGACAAAUAUAA
Molecule: messenger RNA, 2336 nt
Organism: Megalops cyprinoides (Indo-Pacific tarpon)
Lineage: Eukaryota; Metazoa; Chordata; Actinopteri; Elopiformes; Megalopidae
Gene: memo1
Product: mediator of cell motility 1
Exons: 9
Coding region: 308-1201 (297 amino acids)
Source: RefSeq, a predicted model, not a curated record